CAGGCACUGUCACGUUCCUAGUCUCAACCAUUCGAGUAGAACUGUCAUACCGGAACAACUCAAUAAAGCUGCUUUGAUACAUGAUGACCAGACAUAUCAAACUUUUUCUUCAGUCAUGGGCUUAGAGAUGUAUCAGACCCUGAUUCAUGGUUUCAGAGUUGUUUGCCUAUUAGGCAUGGAGGGUUUGGUCUCUCCAGGAUGCAAUCAGUCACUCCCAUGGCAUUCCUAGCAGCUUGGGCUCACACGUCCCGGGAACUGUCUUUGCGGUUGAACUCUCAUGAGUUGAUUGACAACUUUUUUGAAAGACAGUCUUUUGAAGGAUCUCUCUCUCACCGUCUGUCACUAGCGUGGGCUACUAUACAAGAAUAAAUGCCAGAGAAAUCCUUAUUAAGUGAAAAAUCUCUAAGUCAAAUUCUUGAAGAUCCGGAAAAGUUACAACAUCGUUUCACGUGCACAAUGGCUGAUGAUGGUUACAAUCUUCUGUUAGGAAAAGAAAACUCACAUGAAGUUUCAGCCAGACUUAGAUCAGUCAGUGGAAAGGGAGCUGGUGCCUUCUUACAAGCAAUCCCAACGUCAAACGAGCUUGCACUAAAACCCGGCAAAUUUCGCCUAGCAGCUUGUUUACGUUUAGGGCUUCACCUUCCUUUUCAGGGAAUGCAAGAUAAGUGCGAUUGUGGGACACACCUUGACUCUUUUGGGUAUCAUCUCAUGACAUGUAAACACGGAGGAGGUCCCGUUUGGGCUCAUGACUCAAUUGUAAGCUCUUGUUCGGAAUGCUUGAAAAAGCUGGCCGUUCUCCACAAGAAAGAACCAAAACAUAGAUAUCUGAACAAUGAGGGUAGACCUGAUAUUCUCAUAUGCCACACCGGUAUUUUGUCUGAUCAGGAGAUGGAUAUUUCACUUGCCCAUCCCUGGAGUAAAGAGGUCGUCAAAAAUUGCGCCAAACUGAGUGGAUUUGCUGCAAAGAAAAGAGAAAAAAUGAAAAAUGCUAAAUAUGAUGAGAUUCUUCCAGGAGGUAGUGCACCGAAAUGCAUACCUGUAGUGUUUGAGCACUUUGGCACCUGGGGAGUUUCCACUGAGCGUCUGCUGAACACUUUAUCGCUUAAGUCCAAAGAUAAAGAAGGAAAGAACAACUCUGCUGACUUCAAGACCUACUGGAGACGUUGUUUUUCCGUUACACUGCAGAAACUAAAUGCUCGUGUGAUGAUGAAAAACUGAACAUUGUUCAAGGUGGUUCCAUUUUAGAUGAUGAACUCAGGCGUGUCUAGGCACGCCAAGAUUACUUUCUUAAGUUAGAGUUUAGGUUUGAGUUUAGUUGACAUUUUAUGUAGUUUGCGGUAUCUAUCGAAUGUCAUUGUACUAGAGAAUUGGCUAUAUCUAAUAAAUAUUCUAUC
Corticium candelabrum is the source of this 1394-nucleotide messenger RNA. RefSeq lists its product as uncharacterized. Bases 370 to 1218 code for a protein of 282 amino acids. The record is from RefSeq and is a predicted model, not a curated record. NCBI's taxonomy places the organism in Eukaryota, Metazoa, Porifera, Homoscleromorpha, Homosclerophorida, Plakinidae. The transcript has a single exon.